GGUUGUCAGUGGAAGUCUGCUCCUCCCUUUUAUACAGACACCUCAACCAGAAAAGAAAGUAAAAGUCCCGAAGCAACAGCAGGGGCAGUCUGAAGUCUUUUCUCUUUUUAAAAACUGUAGUCCCUUCAUCAACUAAGCAGGAAGGACAUCACUGAAAGUUAAAGGGUUGCUGAAGGGGCAAUGGUCCCAACUAUUGUGGAAGGGUUCCUGCAGAACAGCUUGACGUUUCAGCUCAGUGUGGACUAACAUACAAGCUAUGCUUCUUUGAUUCACUUCAAUGCAAUCAUUAGACUUCAGUGUUUGACAGACAAAGAAGAAUUAUCAGCAAGUCGAUACUGAAUUGGACCCAAGCAAGAUGCAGUUUUUUUUUCAAGAACUUUGCAUCCAGCAUAGGCUUGAAGCACUUCCACUGAAGAUGUUUCAAGAGUGAAUUGUGUAAACUUUUUAAACUCUGCUCAAAAAUUGUGCUUUACGGACAAGUUCAGUUGGUGCUUGAGAAACAGGAGGAAGGCUACUGACAGUGAACAAGUCUGUUGAAUUCUGCAGCACAUCUGCUGCACACAUUUGGAACUCAGCAGGAGAUUCUAACCCCCAACACAAUCACUUCACGCUUGGAUGUCUCUUUGUAGAUUGUGAUGCAGCUCAGAUGCUUUAAUUGGCCUGUCUCUAGGCCAAAUACCUAGAGAGUAAAAAUGGUAACUGACGCCUUAGCUACGGUGAACUUCGCAUCGGUUUCCUGAGUGAAGUGAACAACAUUGACAAAUGACGUGAUCGGCUGACCGUUGGUAGUCUUGACUGACACAGUAAUAGCAACUGCAAUUUGACUGCACGUUGUAAUUGCAAGCCUCAAAAGGCUUGUAAGAGCCAACCACUUAGAACCUACAUCUGUAGUUACAACCUGAUUCAUUCCCAAGAAAGACUUCUAAAGAAUAUUCAGGUUCUGACUGAGAAUGACACAGCUGGAAGCCUCAGGGCCAUCAAUUUAAUGAUUUAGCAUCACUGCAACCAGAGAUUAUUAGUCAUCUUGUGAUAAACAGUUGGGGGAAAAUUUCCCCAGUGAUUCUGUGUGAUGGCAGCCACAUACAGACUUGUUGUUAGCACUGUGAACUGUUAUAACAGCAUCAUAAUAGAUCAACGUUUCCAGCAUACUGUACACUACUGUAAUGGCUCAUGCCAAGCCUUCCCAAAUGCUGCUGGAAUCAACUGCAAUGUGGUCCAUCAUGCCACCUGUUCAGAGCCGCUGAGUCCAACAGCCCUACCUUUAUCUAGCCUACGAUUUGCAGGUGUUCAGGACCUGACCUACAGGUUUCUGAGUGCUGAAAGCAUGACAGCUCCUGCUGAAAUCACUGCUGAUGAUAGUCACCAGCUCCUGCCUGGAAUUAGCAGGGUCAAAAAGGGAAUGGCCAUGCAAGGUUUGUCCAGUCUAAAAGACAUCACUGGUGAUACCAUAAAUCUGGCAAGCGGAAAAAUUAAAGAGUUUGCAUUUGAAAAGGUGAAGUGCCCCACAAGUCAUGUGACCUUCAGGAAAGGAAGGAAAGUAAAACCAGAUAUGGCCAGCAGAAAAUCUACGGACUUUGAUGUAACUUACAACCAUAUUGGCAGCAAUGAGAAUUGUCCUCCUUUUAGCUUUGCACAGAAAACAACUAUUGAGGAAAAAGAGGCAAACCUGAAUACAUUGCACAAGCAGAAUAUCAGUAAUGCCACACAACUGUACUUCCAAAAUCUCUCAGAAAAUAACUUGAUUGCCAAAAUUUUAGAAAAACACAAACCGGACAGUUCAGACUCAGGAGAGGAUAUAAGGGUUUGCCUAGAUAUUCUGCUGAAGUGCUCUGAAGACCUGAAGAAAUGCACAGAGAUUAUUAAACAAUGCAUUAAGAGUAAGUCCCUUAAUAAUGACAAUAGUAAUGCCAGCAACAAUCCAGAUCUAAUCUACAAAAAUGUAAUGGCAAGACUUUCUAGCUACCUAAAGAAGCUGCCUUUUGAACUUGAACAUGGGUUAUCUGGACGAGGUAAUCAGCAUGAUUUUGCUGAGUUGGUUAACAGCCUGAAUAGUUUGCAGCAAAUACCAUAUCCUCCAUUUGGGAAUGAUCAACCACCCCGAUAUGAGGAUGUUGUCCAGUCAUCUUCAUCCCGAUCUACCAAUCUACCUCUUUCUCCAGUGGUCCACAGAGCCACCAACUGUAACAGUAUGAAACCUGUUGAAAAUGUCUAUGACCCUUCAUCUAAUGGUAGUCUUCAAAACAAUGGUACCCAGCAAAAAAGCUCAACUGCUGUAAAUCAACCCCAUGUACUACCUCACGUAAUUCCACUAAAUCACUCUGACAGCUGUUCCACUCAAGAUUUGUUUCUGCCCAAAAACAGUGGGAAUAUUUCUAAGAUAUCUAUGGAGCCUCUUUAUAUUCAGGAGGAUUGUGAUGUUGUCAAGGCUUUAGUCCAGGAAUCAAGAGGGAAAGACUGUUUCAAUAUUGGAAUGGUUGAAAGUUUUGAGCCUCAACAGCAGGUCUCUUCUGCUGAGGCUUGCAGGAGAACAGAAGAUGCAGGGAUUAGAAUUAGAGAUAACAUGGGAGAAAAUAGAUUCUGUGUCCAGGUGGCCUCCGACUCUCCCAGGUGUUCCAAUAAAGUAAAUAGAACUCAUGAUGUUACAGAACCCUCAACAUCAGAAUCCAAAGCUAAAACUGAAAACGAUAAGGUAAUCCAACAAGAAGACAUUGAAAAAUUAUUGAUGGAUUUGGAAUCAUUUUCUCAAACAAUAGAAGCCAGGCAGAAAUGUGGUUCUUCUAGGAACAGUAAUAUUGACUUGAAAAAUUAUAGUCAGCAAUCCGAACAAGUUAAUUUUUUAACUGCUGAGUCAGGAAGAAAGCACAAAGAAGAGUCACAGAGCGACACUGCACUAUUAUCUUCUUCCACGAAAGGAACCAAUGUAAAUAAAAUUAAUAAAAGUGAAGCAGAUGAUGCAGCCCUGCUCUUGCGCAUCCUGGAAAGUAUAGAGGGUUUUGCUCAGGAGCUGGUUGAUCGUGGGAGUAGUAAAGGUAUUUUGGCAAGAGAAAAAGAAGUAAUGUGGAUACUCCAAGAUACAUUGUCACAGGCUUCUGAGUCUUGCAAACCUUCACAACACUCAACACAGCCAGUUGUAGCUAAAGACACAAGCUCACAUCUAUCAGUUCAACAAACACCAGAAGUGAUCAAGGUCCAAAGCAAUAAAGAAAAGAAACCUGGAACUCCACCUCCUACUGUAACAAACGUGACUCCUAGUCCCCCCCCUUCAAACAAAGUUGUUGUCAGCACUCCGGCAUCAGUAAACAUUCCACGCUUCUACUUCCCUAAGGGACUUCCAAGUCCUAGCAGUAACCACGAAGAGACCAUUGCCAAGGUUGAAGCAGCCUUUGCUGAGUUUGAGGAUGAAAAAGGCGACAUUUAUGAAAUGGGCAAAAUUGCAAAGGCAUGUGGUUGUCCUUUAUACUGGAAAGCCCCCAUGUUCAUUUCUGCUGGCGGAGAACAAACAGGAUUUGUCUCUGUGCACUCAUUUGUAGCCAUGUGGAGAAGAGUACUACAGAACUGUCAUGAUGAUGCAUCUAAGUUCGUCUAUCUUCUUGCCAAACCAGGCUGUAACUACCUAGAACAGGAAGACUUCAUCCCACUGCUACAGGAUAUUGUGGAUACCCAUCCGGGACUAACGUUUUUGAAGGAUGCACCAGAAUUCCAUUCACGAUACAUUACCACGGUUAUACAGAGAAUAUUCUACACAGUCAACAGAUCCUGGUCUGGCAAGAUAACUCUGACAGAACUGAGAAAGAGCAACUUCCUGCAAACUCUUGCCCUCCUUGAGGAAGAGGAUGACAUAAACCAAAUUACAGACUACUUCUCUUAUGAGCAUUUCUAUGUUAUUUACUGUAAGUUCUGGGAACUAGACACUGACCAUGACCUCUUUGUUGACCAGAAGGACUUGGCCAGACACAAUGACCAUGCUAUCUCUAAUAGAAUUAUUGAAAGGAUAUUCUCUGGGGCAGUCACAAGGGGAAACUGUGUGCAGAGAGAAGGCCGAAUGAGCUAUGCUGAUUUUGUAUGGUUUCUGCUUUCAGAAGAAGAUAAGAAGAAUCCUACAAGCAUGGAAUACUGGUUUCGGGCCAUGGACAUUGAUGGGGAUGGGGUGCUCUCCAUGUAUGAGCUAGAAUACUUCUAUGAAGAACAAUGUGAACGGAUGGAGGGAAUGGGCAUUGAGCCAUUGCCAUUCCAUGAUCUCCUCUGUCAGAUGCUGGAUCUAGUAAAGCCAGAAUGUGAAGGUAAAAUAACCAUGCGAGAUCUGAAGAAGUGCCGAAUGGCUCAUAUAUUUUAUGACACCUGUUUCAACUUGGAGAAGUACCUGGACCACGAGCAGAGAGAUCCAUUUGCUGUGCAGAAGGAUGUUGAUAGUGAUGGUCCAGAACCUUCGGACUGGGACAAGUACGCAGCUGAAGAAUAUGAAAUUUUAGUUGCUGAGGAAUCAGCCAAUGAGCAGUUACAGGAAGGCUCAUUUGAAGAAGAUUAUGAAUCAGAUGAACUAUCCACUGCCCCAGAACUCAACAACAAGAUAGACAAGCUUGUCAUUUCCGACCUUCCAACAUGAAUUCAAAGCUUGCUCAGCUGCUGGACAGUCAGGGUGACCAGUACACACCAACUUUGAAAACUGACUGGCACCCAGUCAGGUGUGUAGUGUAAAGAAAUUGUUUAUACUUUUUUGUUGAUUUGUUUGUUGAAGAGAAUAUGCUAGAUUUUAUAUCAGAACAAAAGUACAUGCUUCCUGUGUGCAAUGGACUUUAUUCAAAGUGAAAAAAUAUUGUCUGUUUGUGCAAUAUGUCUUAAAAUGCAGUGUUAUAUACGGUAUGUAGAUUUUCAUUAGCUGCCAUUGCUGCAUUUGACGCUGUUUAGUUACGGUUGUUCUUUGUUCCUUUAUUUUUUUUUAACCCUCUUGUUCACAUUUCAGGGUUGUCGUCUUUGCAGGACAAACCACCCUUUAAUCUGGCCCUAUUAAGGCUUCAUAAAGUUCCUUUCCUCCUACUAGCAGUCUCAAGCUCUGAUUUUGUUUUGCUCUCAUUGUCAACAGGUAAUAAAAAUUGAAUAGGCUGAUUACCUGCGCAAGUCGGCAAUGUCACUGUAAACUUUAUGUAGAUUUCUCAUUGUAGAAAAACUUCCCAGGUGCUUUCACUGAGUGAACAUCUGUCGAAAUGCACAUUUCCCCACAGAAUCAUACCAACAUCGGCUAUGAAAUAACAGACCUAAAGGAGACAGGCUGCUUUCCACUUUCCUUGUAUGUAUUGUGUUUACAAAUUUGUUGGAGCAUCUACGAAUUGGGAAUCGCUUCUUUCUUGUAAGAGCCACACAGUUAUGGUGACCAGUACAGAACAACUUGUAAGUCUGACUACCUUGCAGUCAGUGCUGAUCACGUGUUUAUCCAAGUGGUAACCUGAGCCUUCAUCAUGUGCCCCUGUUCUGGCUUUCAUUCUAAUAUCCAUGUGCUAUUGAGCUGUGGAGCUUAUAAUUUUAUUGCACUCUAAUUUCUGCUACUGUGAUGGUCCAUUCAUUUAUUGGUGGUUUCAUGUGGUUUUGAAUGCAGAUUAAAUAUUCCAUGUCCAAGUAGUUUCCUUCUUCCAGCUACGUAAUGAUCAUUUUACAGCCAAACUGGUGCUUUCUAUUUCUGAAUAUUAACAGAAAUUUGCAAAGAAAGCAGAUUCUGGGUUACUAAUAAGAAAUAGUUAACAGAAAGAAGAGUAUGGAAAUCUUGGGUCAAUUGAUACAACUAUUACUAAAUACAAAAGCUUUUGUGUUAAUUACUUUAAUUUUAAGUCUUUAAUGUUGUAUACUAAGCUUCUUUGCAGGCUUAGUUAAAAUGUUGCAUCAUGUCUAGUCAUUUCUCUUUUACUCAUGCAGUGUUUGCUUGUGUAUGACAUUUCUUUCCUGCCUAUUUUACAAUCGCCCAAUACCAAGCUGUCUGAACUUGCAGUUUUAAUGCACUCCAGUUGCCACUGCUAUGAAGUUCAAUUCUUUUCAAGAUCCAGUUCAAAGUAAUCACAACUCCCUGCAAGUUCAGAAUUUCUUGACUCUAGUGGGAAUUAUUGUUAUCUUUGCUCAGAGGAGAUCAAAUUUUAAUUGCAGCCCAUGAAAUUAGCCAUUUCAAUGAAUGACAAAGAAGGAACUUGACAUCACCACACUGAAUAGAGAAAAAUAUUUUAGUUUUUAAAUAAAACAGGAAAUUAUGAAAAUAUCCAGGUCACACGAUAUGUGUGGAGAGAGGAACGGAGUUAGGGAUUCAAGUUGAUGACAUUAUCUUUCGCCAAAGCUGAAAUCUCUGAAAUGUCAGCUCUGUUCAGCUCUUCACGCAUGCUGUCUGACCUGUUAAAUAUUCACAGCAAAUUGUGUUUUAUUUCAGAUAUCCAGCAGGUACAGGACUUUAUUCUUGGUUUCAAAAAUGGCAUUUUAACAAUAUGGAGUCUAAAUAAAUGAAGGCAAUGCCAAAUUAUUAAACAUGAUAAUUUUAGCAAUUUUGUUUUAUAUUGAGACUGACAGGAAGCCUGCUUAAAUCAACAUGAAUAGAAUGAAUUUUUUUUAUUAUUUACACUUUGUUCUCUCUAAUAUCCUCUCAGCCCUUAUUAUCUACACUAGAUUCCUGGCUUUUGAUAUCAUCAAUAAAAGGAAAAAAAACUGAAAAUGCUGUGGGUAAAUGGCAGGUUUGUCAGGAUCUGCAAAAGGAAAGGUUAAUAAUUUGGAUAUAUUUCAGCUAUUAUUUGAACAGUUUCAGUACUUUUAUUUCAAAUGUAAAGCUAUUGAGCAGCUUACCUGCAAUUCGAUCCAUUAACUUGUUUGUGAUUGAAUGAACUUUCCUUAAACCACCUUUUUUUUUUCCCUGCUAAACCCUUCCUUGUUGUGCAGUUUUGAGGAUUAUUUAUACUUAUAGUUGACUAACCUGGCAAAAUUAUGUCUUUCUGAUUGUCAUCUUCCAUCUGCCACAGUUCUCUCAUAUAGUUUGCCUUGUUUCAAAUAAGCAAAAGAUUACUAUAAUUACAAUUUAUAGGAGCAGUUUUCCAGUAACUUCAUUGGAAAUGAGUAAUACGUGGUUUCUAUAAAUGGUGACCAAUCUGCAAGUCAAAUAUUCGAGAUGAGGACAUCACUGCCAAGGCUGUUAUUUAUUGCUCAUCCCUAAUUACACCCAAACUGACGUGCAGUUAAGUCCUUGAUGGGUUUGGAAUCAGAUAGAGGACAGACAUUUCCCUGAAGAAUAAUAGUGAAUCAGAGGGUGUUUUACAACAACCAAGUAGUUUUAUGGUCAGCAUUAGUGAUAUCUUUUUAUUCCAGAUUUAUGUAAUUAAUUUAAAUUCCCUAGGCGCCAGGAUGAGCUUUGAACUCAAGACUCCAGGUCAGUGAUAUAGGCCUUUAGAUUCUAAUACAGUAAUUUAAUCACUAUACUACCAUGACCUCUAAUAACUAUUUAUCUCCAUUGAUUUUUAAAAAUCUUUCCCUGAUCUCUACAUGAUCAAACUUCAGAAAUUGAUUUAUUAAACAUGGCGAUUAAUGUAGUAGUAUGUAACAAUAAGUAAUACAACAUUUUUAGAAUUAGCAAUGGGACAGUGCACUGCCUCUUUAAUCAAAAAUACUGUUGUUGAGAAUUACUAUUUUUUCCCCUCUCCAGUCGAAAUUCUAGAACAGUAGCAAUGCCUCCAAGUGGAAAUUGAGCUUCCUUUACUUCAAAGUUGUUCUAUUUGGCCUGCAGGUAGACUUAACACCAAUGUAACUACAGGCUACUGAAAUUAAUAAUUUAUUGCCUAUGAAUCUUUCCAUUAAAGUAUUAACACAAUUGUGGAGAAAAUUAUAGAUCAAACACUAAAACAUAUUCUCAAAUGGGAACUUUUGAGUGGCACCCUUUAUUUCUAUUGUUUAGGCAAAAGAGCAAGCAGUAAUUGAGACCUCAAUACAUUUUAGUGAAGGGUCUGGCUGGUCUCUCUUGCAGGUCCUUUUUGUAUCAAGAGUAGGAUGUGUUUGCUACAUCUGGUAUAUAUAAAAAAAAGCUUGUGUUGGGGCAGAUCUAAUCUCUGUUGGAGCCAACUGGCAAACAGAUCAUCAUAGAAUUCCACACAGGCCAUUAUUUCAGGAAUUCAACCUAGUGAAAGUUCAUUGAGAAAUUGCUUUGAGGCAAACACUCAGUAUCUGUCAGAUUAGAUUUUAACCUAGAAUGCAGAAAUAAGAAGGUUUCCUAUGAAUUAAAUGUAGAUAUUUGUUUUGUACACAGAAAACAGGUAAGAAACAGUUAUUUAAGUAGAACAGGGGAGAUUUGGUGAAGUGGUUUUAUUGGAAAGUGCAGAUAGAAUUUAAUUCUGCUAUAUAUGACUCAAAUUAUUGGCAAUAGAUGGAAAUUAUCUGGGAAUUAUCAAUCAAACUAUGAUAAUGUAAGCCUCAACAGCUGACAAAACAUUAUUCCAACAUUUGAAUUACAUGUCAUUACUAACUCAAUAGAAUUAUUGAGCAUUACUGAUAGCAGUGAGGUUACUGAAGUUACACACUUUAAUUUUAGUCAAAGACCACCAAUGUUCCACUAAUAUUUCAAUUCCACUUUUUCCAGUUAGGUAUUAAUAUAAAGGAUUUUAUGUGUGUACGUGCAUUCAAUGUUUUAUAACUCAAAAACAACAUUGUUCGAAAAAUCUAUCCUCGCUUUUAUGUUACCAUUUACUAAAAUGUCCAGGUAAGAAAAUGUUGAUUACCUCCAUUGCCAAACAAGUGCCACUUUACUUUGCAGUACCACGAGCAAAGAUUUUAGUUGUUUUCUAACAUGCUUUGGAAAAUGUACAAUCAAUGGUAUUUCAAUUUCUGACAUGAUGACAUUUGGUAGCACCCCAUGGCUGCUCUGCCCUUGCAUGGGAAUUGCAUGAAAAUGUACUGGAAGCUUUGAUUUAUAUCAACUAUUGCACAGGCUAUGCUGAUUGCUGAUUUGCAGCUGAAGUCAGGGUUCAGUAUGGGAUCCAGUAUAGAUAAUUAUUGUGUUUGCUUGUUUGGUGAUUAUAGCAUAUUUGGGUAGGAUGCUUGCUCAGGAGGGGUAGGCAUCAUAACAGGUUAUGAUCAAUGGUAGGAAUGGUGAUAGACAGGCAGAACGUCACUUCAUUUUUGUAUCCUUUUUGUUACUCUAGAUUUUACUGUCCAUUUUCAAACAUAUGGACAAAAAUAACUUCAUGAAAGCAAACUUUUGUAAUCUUCCUCACAAGUAUAGCACCAAAUGAGUAUACUACACUCAAAAUUCUACAUUUGAACAUGUUCCAGAAUUGUAUUUGGAGGUUGCAAAGUGGUGGAAGAAUUUGAUAUCCUGGCCCUGAACUACUUCAUUCCACUAUCUGAGCAUUUUAACAUAUAGACCAGUUAAUGCCUCAACAAGUGACAGGAAAUUCAGAGAACUGCAUUAAGCAUUCAUGCUAAGCUAGUUCUUGCCCUCUCUGUUAAUUAAACCUAAAGAACUAUGAAUUUGUGGGAGUUAUAACACUAACAUUUUGGCAAGAGGAAAUGGUUGGAAAUAUUCCCAGAAAUAACAAGAGGAUAGGUAAAAAAGUUUAAAUUAUUUUAUUUUUGCUUCUAAUGGGUUAGUAACUACAGCACAAACUCUUAAUGAAAUGGUAAUGCUGGUCUUAAUGGUAUGUGAAAUGAAAGAAUGUAUGUUUCCAUACAAGGGUUGAUGGCAGGAUAGAAACAACCAAUGUGUACUUGGCCAAAGAGUAAUAACAGUGGGAAAGCCCUUCAUUCUCCAGCACUAAGGAGUCUUUUGUUCAGGAGCUCAAAACUCCUUUUUCAAAAAAAAAUUAAUAAAUAAUAUUGUCACUUUAAAUUGUGACACGAAUGCAAAAUUAUUAUUGUGAAAUAGUGGUACACCAUUGGCUUAGUUUUCAAGUCAAACACCACUUUGGUAAAAAAAUAAUACUUUCUCCAUGUGCCACUAGUAACAAAGUCUUAAGUGAUUUACAAUUUUCCUAGCCUUAGCAGACUAAGAAUCUCUCUCCUCCUCACAAGUAACUGAUUACUCACUGAUAAUUAUAUUGUCUUUCAUGACAAAGAUGUUGGAUCAUAAGAAUUAUUUGAUAUUUUAGUUGCUUACCUUUUUUGAAAAUCACCAGACCUAUGAUGUCCAAACUUGUCAAAUAAGCUGGAUUACUGGACAAAGAGGAUAAUUGUUUUCUUUCGUCUAGAAGAUAGAAACAAUUGUUUUAAACUUUUGCCUGAAAUGUAAAUGAGUCACAUUAGUCCUUUGAUUGACCUUUGUUCCAGUGUCAUUUAUUUAUAAAGACUUAUCUAUUUGAAAUGAAUUGAAAGCAGUAUGGAAACUUCCCAUUAUCUAAGGAGCAUUUGAUUUGGGUCUGCAGUGGUACCACUCGCUUGUUAAAUAUUCAGAAAUGAAAUGUUAAUUGUGUUUUCUUAAAUUUUUACCAUAGUGACUGAGAAUUAAGCACAUGAUAUCACAGAUGGUAUGUGCAGAUGUUUCUAUGGAUGAAUAUAAAAAACAGAUGUUUUUGUGCUCAAUAUUAACAAAGUAAAAUUUUGCUUUCUGCAUCUUAGCUCCAGGCAGGUGGAAUGCCAACCAGCCUAUGCAAAUAAGAACACAAACAAACGUUUUUUUGUGUACUGGUGUAUAAUUUGUCCUAAUGGUCUGAUUGUAUAUUUUACCUUUGGAUGAAGAUCUUGAAUGGGAUUAGUUAUAGCAUAAUUAAACAGGUAUUUAAUUUCUGGUAUGUCACAUGUCCAUUACCAAAAUUGUUAUCUUUGAAGCCUUAUCCUUUGAACUCCACAUAACAAUGAAUUGUUCCUUUUGGAACCACUGCCCUGGGUUUAAUGUUAAACCUUCUCCAUUGAACAAAGCCAGAAGCAGCAAUUGCAGUGUUUUGCCAAAAGAGCAAAAGGUGACGAGCAAAAGAAAAUGCAUGUUCCUUUGAUUAUCAACUAUGUAGCAUCUUGAUAUGGCAAUGUGUUUGCAUUGUGUUUUGGAUUAUAAUUUCUAAAUUAGUUGCAUUUUGAAGUUUUGAUUGUAUUAUCACAGUUAAUGUUGCGGUGCUCUACAGAACGGCUAGAAUAAGACUACACCCUAGCAAUUUUUAAUUUGCCACAAGUUUUGCGGAUGCUUAUUUUUCUUCCCAUGUGCAAUGAAAACUCCAAGUGAUUUUGUUUGCAAUGACAGAUAAUGUAUUUUCAUAGUUCCAUAAGCUUUGUGCUUUUAUCAGACCAUGAACAGGACACUCAAAUCAUUUGGGGCUUUAAUUUGAAAGAAAACUACAUAGCCAAACAUAAAAUAAAAUGAACAUUGAUGGAUUUCAAGUUAAAGCAGAUUUCCCCCCCUUUUUCAUCUAACACUUGGUUCUUGUAUACUCCCACUGAUUUAUACCAUUAACCAGAUCAGCCUAAUUCUCAGCUUUAAUUUUUAAUGGCCCACUUAAAAUGGAAGUGAAUUUAUGAAGAAAGCAGCAGAGGUAUGCAAGAUAUCAGAACCAAAGUUGGUCAACAUGGUGGGUCCACAAAAAUAUGGACCGGCUGCCAGCCAAUUCUGCCCUUUCAACACGCUGCAGCUUGUGAAAAAUGGUGAAACUAAUAUGAAAGCUUACAUCUGUUCUUCCUGUUUGUGACGCUUGUUAAAAUGUACAAACACAGUAUAUUUCUGCAACUGCCAUUUACUUAACAUUGUUUUGAAAAUGUGCCUUAUUUAUAACCUUAGUGUCUAGACAAUUAAUGUAUACAAUGUAGUAGAAUUUUGUUAUCUCUGUAAGUAUUGUAAUAUAAAAAAACUGUCAGCCAAAAUGUGUGAAAUUUGUUUGUUCAUUCAGUGUGGUUUGCAAAUAUAGAAAUCUCAGCAGUAGAAUCUUUGUAAAUUUAUAAACUACCUUAUAGGGUUUUCUUUUUAUAUAUAUUAAAAAAACAAAGGAAAGUGACUUCAGAGUUUGAGAUUAAUAUUCAAAUUAUUCUUUGAACUGGACAGAUUUAUAUAUUAAAUAUGAGAAACUCCAGCAUAGUCAUGUGACACUUUCCAGUGUUGUUAUUUAUAGUAAUAGGGCCUUUGUUUUUUUUAAUUGUUAAAAAGAUGCAUUAUUCUGAUGAAAAGUUGCCAUUUCUUUUUCACAGUAAUUCUUGCUCUGUGGCGCCAUCUCUGAAAAGUGUGAGCUACUGUAAACAACUCAAACUGCGCAAGUUUUUAUUGUAACUAUUAAUGGUUUAAAAAAAACAUGGAAAUGUUUCAAAAUAAAAGCUGUGUUAUAUGCUUUUUGGAUGCUGAAAAUAAUCAAUGGUGUGAAAUAUGCUGGUUGCUUAUGUUAGCAUGGCUUUACAUUAUGCAGAUUUUUUUGGAAAUUUCAAAAUUAAA
Pristis pectinata (smalltooth sawfish) is the source of this 12349-nucleotide messenger RNA. RefSeq names its product protein phosphatase 2, regulatory subunit B'', alpha (gene ppp2r3a). Gene Ontology annotation, biological process: protein dephosphorylation. The transcript is spliced from 17 exons. Gene Ontology annotation, molecular function: calcium ion binding; protein phosphatase regulator activity. Bases 1070 to 4603 code for a protein of 1177 amino acids. The record is from RefSeq and is a predicted model, not a curated record. Gene Ontology annotation, cellular component: protein phosphatase type 2A complex. NCBI's taxonomy places the organism in Eukaryota, Metazoa, Chordata, Chondrichthyes, Rhinopristiformes, Pristidae.